UCGCGAUGACAGAUUAGCUCAUCGGUAGGAAAGAAAGGAUUUUGCAAAUGGAGGUGGCAGAAAUUAUCAUUCUUUGAACGACCAAAAAAAAAAAAAAGGUACUUUUGGCCAUGUCUGAAUCUCUGUAUGAGAAGUUUCUGGCCCCGGAGGACCCUUUCCCUCUCCUCUCCCAAAGAGCCAACCUCAGUGAUGUGGGAACUCUGGACGUCAGUGACUUUGGCUGUCAACUCUCAUCUUGUCACAGAACAGAUCCUCUACACCGCUUCCACAGUAACCGGUGGAACCUUACUUCCUGUGGGACCAGUGUUGCCAGCUCGGAGUGCAGCGAGGAGCUCUUCUCCUCUGUGUCCGUGGGGGAUCAGGACGACUGCUACUCCCUUCUGGAUGACCAGGAACUAACGUCUCUGGACCUGUUUCCAGAGGGCAGUGUUUGCAGUGACGUCUCCUCGUCCAUCAGCACCUAUUGGGACUGGUCCGACAGCGAGUUUGAGUGGCAGUUGCCAGGAAGUGACAUUGCCAGCGGCAGCGAUGUCCUUUCUGACAUCAUCCCGAGCGUGCCAAGUUCACCCUGUCUGUUUUCCAAGAGGAAGCCUAAACCCCACCCUCACCGCAACCUCGAUGAGUUACCAUGGAGUGCCAUGACCAACGACGAACAAGUGGAGUACAUCGAGUACCUGAGUCGGAAGGUCAGCACAGAGAUGGGCCUGAGGGAGCAGCUGGACAUCAUCAAGAUCAUCGACCCCUGUGCUCAAAUCUCCCCCACCGACAGCGAGUUCAUCAUAGAGCUCAACUGUCUCACCGACGAGAAGCUCAAACAGGUGCGUAACUACAUCAGAGAGCACAGCCCCAGGCAGCGGGCCAGCAGCACCAGAGAGGGCUGGAAGAGGAGCAGCCACAGCAGCGCCAGCACCGGCGGCGUGAGCGGAGCCAGCAGCAGCAACGCCAGCAUGGUCAGCUCCGCGAGCUCCUCCACUGGCUCCACAGCCUCCAACUCCGUAGCAGGUGGUACAGCGUCCGCCUGUAGUGGGAGCAGUGUUGCCAACAUUAGCAGAGCUCACAGUGAUGGCAACCUUUCCAGUGCUGCAGAACGUAUACGAGACUCUAAAAAACGUUCGAAGCAGCGCAAGCUUCAGCAGAAAGCCCUCCGGAAGCGUCAGCUGAAAGAGCAGCGACAGGCCCGCAAGGAGCGUCUGAGUGGACUGUUUCUGAACGAGGAGGUGCUGUCACUGCGAGUGACGGAGGAGGACGACCACGUCGACGACCUGGACAUACUGAUGUGACACCAGUGAAUCAAUCAGUGCUCCCUCUACGCCUGCUGUCUCGCCACUCGGCCGCUACCCUAGAGCUCAUGGACCACGCUAAUCCAGAUCACUGCAUGCAUUAGCUUUGAGUAGGCUAAUAUGCUCAGAAUUUGUAAGAGUAAUGUCUCAAAGGCAGUAAUAGCUUGUAGUAGCCUCUAACAUGUCAUAUUGCUUGCUAAUUCUAGUGUAGUACCGUUAAUGCUCAAACGGAUAGCCGCUGCAAUCACUACUAAGCUAGCUACAGCAAUAAUACUGCUAAUGCUUUGAUUAGAUUCAGACCUCAGUCUAGCCUGCCAGUGCUAAUGAACCUAGAGCCUCGCAGAUACACAUAAAUAUACACUACCAAUCAUUUUUCAGCUUAAUACGGUUAGCAAGAGGAUUGCUUAUAGAUGCUGUAACAGCUACAUCCACUGCUACUAAUACAGCCACCACUGGCAGAAGGACAGAUCAGGUAAGAGAAGGCCGAGUUUGGCCACAUUAUGCCGCUGUCGCUCUGUGAAAAACCAGGUGAUGGCAGCAGGUUUAUUUCUUCAUAACAUACAGGAGCAACUAUAUGCAAGUUGGCAACAUUUGAGCUAAUUUGGUAGUCGAUCUCACCCACCUGCAUACACAUACAUCCAAACUCUACAGGGCUAUAUCUGCACUGGCCAAACUCUGUUCGUCUACAGCUGUAGUUUAAACUGCUGCAGGUGACGUUACAGCGUGAGGCCUACAGUCAAAGUAGCUACAGUAUGUGUCAGUUUUAAUGUAACAGCAGAUUUAUUGUAAAUACGAGUGCCCUCAUAGGGACGCUUCUGGGGAAAACACAAGCUUUAGAUUGAAACCUCACAUUGAUGAGCGACUUCUCUAAAUGGUGAAUUCAGAUUCAUUUCGGGGUAAGAUAAUUGGUCAAACUCAUCCUUCAAAACUAACAAAUAACAUCUGAGAUUCAAAGGUUCCUGGUGGAGACUGUAGUGAGCUGGUCUGUCUUUCUAUCUGCUGAGUGUUGUGGUCCCAUUUCACUCUUAAAGGCUUAGAGGGAGCACUGAAAACAGUGCAUGUUUAAAUCGCCACUCACAUCGAGUCCCCGUGUGGUCCAAAAACUAACAACUCGCAUCAUUAUUUGCAGACACCUGUUUAAAAAUAGCUUAUGUGUUGUAAAUAAAUGAUAAAUAACAGCAUAUUUACUGCUUGUUUUAAGGUUCUCCUUGGUGAUAAAGGUUUGAUAUAAAGUUUUUUUUCCCCUCUGUGUACAUAUAUAAUGACAAGGUAGUGAACUAAUUGGUUAUCAUAGCUUGAAAAUGCUGUCAGUUAGCACUGGGUCUUUGCUAUGUUUUGAGUCUUAUUUUGAAGCAUUUAGCUGUUCUGUCACGUACUUGAGUUUGGUCGUCGUCUCAGACAUCCUUUGAACUCUGACUUUGUCAAGUCCUCUUGGUUUCUCUGCCAGCACUCCUACUGUAUGUUUUGCCUGAGACAGACCUAAAUAAUCUUCAUCAUUUACCUCUGUUUACAUUUUUGAAUGAUUUGACCUCCGUGGUAAGUUAUAAGCAUUUGAGCGUAAAGUCUUACAAGAAGUUUUUUUUUUUACGGAUCACCUUGUGUCUGUCCGUGCACUGUAUAGCUGGUUCGGCUUUGGCGCUAAACUUGAGCUGGUUUCUUAAGAAUGUGCAUCUAACAUCGAGCCAUUAACUCAGCUUCCAGAAGUGUGUUCAUUUCGCUCCGUUAAAAUAUUUAUGAUGUACGAAAAGGUGUUGACGAAGCACUAACGCCUCAAAAACAGCCUUUUGUGGAGGUGUAGCUACCAUGCCAUUGUCAUGUUUGCUAACCUGAGAUUUUGUUUGUGUUUUUUUCCCCGUUUUUUUUGGUUUUGUUCUACCUUGUAUAAGAAACACUUUCCCACAGCUUCUCGGCUGUAUCGUGUUAAACCACUGCAGUUAUUGGGCUUAAAAGCCUGCUGUCAUUUCUAAUACUUUAUGUGUACUGAGCUUUGGCUCUUGUCUCUGUCUCAUGUAUAAAAGUUAUUAAUUACAGCAAUUAUGUUAAAUGCAGCUUUAUGUAUUCUGUAGUUAUGAAUUAGUAAAACUCUAUUUUGAAAAAUAAGAUAAUUUUGAGAAAAAAAAUAAAAUAAGCCAGUGUGAUGCAACAAAGUUAUUUGUGUAUAUACCAUGUAAUUGCAGAAGAUGAAUGAUAUUGAACUGAUUAAAUAUGGUUAAAAAAAGGCUUUAGUGUAAACUUUUUGUUGGGGAAAAUGCCCUCACUGUCAUUGUUAGAUUUAUUUUACACCAGACACACGUUGAGGUAAAAACAUUUUAACUAUCAGCUACAAUAACAACAGUGUUUGUUUUUUUUUACAUGUAUUAGUUCUUACAAACCACUAUGGAGCAGUGUUUUCCUGCAGCCUGGCUGAAGCAUAUUGGAUACCGGAGAUGUUGGUGCUUCAGGCAGGACUGUGUGCAGUCCACCCAAUGAUUCUGAUUCACUGUAAACUUGACAAAUAAACUUACAUUGUUGCAUCCUA
This is a messenger RNA of Dicentrarchus labrax (European seabass), 3798 nucleotides long. RefSeq names its product family with sequence similarity 199, X-linked (gene fam199x). The record is from RefSeq and is a predicted model, not a curated record. The transcript is spliced from 8 exons. Lineage: Eukaryota; Metazoa; Chordata; Actinopteri; Moronidae. Bases 111 to 1280 code for a protein of 389 amino acids.